This is a messenger RNA of Amaranthus tricolor (Joseph's coat), 483 nucleotides long. RefSeq lists its product as uncharacterized. The record is from RefSeq and is a predicted model, not a curated record. The transcript has 4 exons. NCBI's taxonomy places the organism in Eukaryota, Viridiplantae, Streptophyta, Magnoliopsida, Caryophyllales, Amaranthaceae. The coding region runs from base 65 to 394 and encodes 109 amino acids.
UUUUACCUCUGAACACAACUAGUCCAUUUUCUCUCUCUGUUGAUCACUCAGACACUCAUCAACAAUGGCAUCCUCAGAACAAGCAAUUGUAGCUACAUCACCGCAAGGAAAUCAAACUUUAGAAUUCGAUUCUCAAUUCGCUUCUGUUCUUUACGAUCUUUCCCAGCAAGUACAAGGAACAAUGGAAGACCUGCUUAAUACGAUUAAAGAAAUCGAUGUACAAUCUGCAGAAGUAACUGAAGAAAUGGAGAGGUGCAAACAAUCUGCCAUGGAGAGGAGGAAGGCCAUUGAGCAGGAGAAGGAAUGUUUUCAGAAAGCUGCAUAUGCUGUUUUAGAUGUGCUCAACAUUGCAGACAACAAACAGAUGUUUCUGGAAAGUGGCUCCGAGUACUGAUGUGAAUUCGCAAGUGCAACAUAGUAAUAUGGAUAUUGAUAUAUAUAAUAUAAUUGGCGGAGCUGCUGAUAGUUUGGGAUCACGAACUC